AUGGGACUCCAGCUAGUCUCUCUGGUUUUCGCUCUCUGCCUCGUCGGUAUCCACGGCGCCACGGUGUACUACCUCACUCCUGGCCUUGGCAGUAUCAACGGUGAAACUCGUAUAACUCUUCAUGGCACUGGUUUUGCCAAGGAUCAUUUCGAAGAAGGAAAGGGAGCUGAGGUAACGUUGGUGUCAGAUAUGUCAUCCAUUUCAUGCCGGAUUCACAAAGAUGGCUGCACCGAAACGAUGAUCAUGUGCUACACACCCAAAUUCCCCGCCGCUGAUGUAGAAUACACGGUCAAGGUCAAAGUUGACGGUGUCGAGGUCCCCGAUGAUAACCUCUGCCCAUCCAAUUCAAAGUUAUGCGUUUUCACACCCAAAGCAGGUGUAACCCCCACCAUCACCUCCGUAAGCCCUCGCUCUGGGCCACCGGGCACGGUGGUGACAAUGUGCGGAAGGAUCAUCACUAAUCGUACCCAGAGUAACGAAGAAGCGAGUACCAAUGGAGUCACGGAGAGAAUCACUAGGGUCUACUUCGGAGGGCAGAAGUGUCAGCUUAGAGUUGGUGAUACAGAUGAAUUAUAUGGUAUUUCCUUGAAUGGUGAUGGGACCAGCAGGUACGGCUGCAUGACUUGUAAGCUUCAAGGAACUUUUAUAGGAAACAUCAAUGGAAGUUUUCUCAUUGAGGGACCAUACGGACGAUCACUGGCGGACUUGAGUAUCCUUCACGUCUCCGCCCAAAACAAGAUCGCCAUGUUCCAAACAUACGCCGAAGUGGACAGCGUUAGCCCCGCAGUCGGAAGCACAGAAGGUGGGACCCUUCUGACUAUAACUGGGCAGAACUUUGAUGAAACCACGGCCCCAGCUACGGUGACCGUCGGCGGAGAAGACUGCAAGAUCGAGUCGCUCUCUGAUACCGAAAUAACAUGUGUGACUCCGAGCCAGCAAGCUAUCAAGUCAUUCUAUCCUGGUAACCGAGGUGUGAAGUCGGAGUUUUGGAAUGAUACUUCAGUUUCGUACGCUGACAUCGACACCAUCGCCAAUCUAUCAUCCUCAGACCCGAACUAUGGCUCCUUCGUCAUGGAUCAAGCAGAAUACGUCGACAACGGCAAUAACUACGUGACGAGGUGGUCAGGCUUCUUCAUGGCGCCUUCAACAGGGCAGUAUUCGUUGAUGGUGAAAGGAGACGAUUCUAUCAAGUUGUACGUCAGUGGCACCGAAACUCCUGAAGAUAAGGAGCUGGUUUCCUAUGCAGAGACACAUACGCAGUCAUUCGACAACCCUACCCAAGUCCUAAAAGUUUUGAAUCUAACUGCCGGAAAAGCCUAUUACUUUGAAGCGUAUCACAGACAAGGAUACGGCAGUGGAAGUUUCUACUUGGGCGCGAAGAUCUACCACAGUACAUUUAACAACAAACAAACUGGGGACGCGGUUAAUGAGAUGCAAGAGGUCAAAGUUCAAUCCACCAUUGUUAAUGAAGUUCAAAAUAUCACCCUCAUCAACUGGGCGACCAGAUCUGUGGUGGAUGAGGUUCAGACUCUUUCUAUUGGGGGAACCAGCGGAGGAUUCCAGCUGAGAGUCGAUGGCAUUUCAACAGGUGUUCUAACCUUUCCCGCAUCAGCUACGCUAGUCGAAAGUGCGCUGAACAGCCUCCCUACAAUCAGCCCGAGAGAGGUGACAGUCUCGGAGUCAACUACGGGAAACUCGGUGGCAUUCACCGUGACAUUCGUCUCGGGAGGUGACAGAAGACCGAUAGAAGUGGCUGUGGCUAACGGAGACCUGACAGGCUCAGUAACAGAAAAUACUCAAGGAGUCGCCUCCAUGGAGACCUUCCAGCUCGAAAUCGAUGGUGUUCCGUCAGUGCCCAUCGCACGAGAUGCUGAUGCUGCAACGAUCGAAGCAGCCAUCUACAGCAUUUUCAGUGUAAAGUGUCCCACUGGUUUGACCACUCCGAGCGACUUUAGCGUCAAUGUGGACUACGAGGCGGACGAUGUGGUCGCACCUUCGGGAACCGUGGACAGCGCCUCCGCCUUCUGCGGCAGGAGAAGUCUCAAGAACCCCACUACCAUCUUCACGGCAGAGGAGGGAAAGGAAGUCAAGGCUUCACGUCAUAAAUACAUAUUUUCAUAUUCUUGUCGAAGAGUGGCGUUGUUAGAAAUCAGUAGAGCACGAGGCUGGUCAUGCGCUGUAGUAACAACGGUGAACUGGCGACGAUUGCUAUACAAUAAUGGGUUCAUCUUACCUCCAUUUUCGCGCACUUUCCAGCUUUGCCUAGCCUACAAAGGGGCGUUAUCGGACUCCGUGAGUGUGUCUUACCAGUUCAUCAAUGAUAACCUCGAGAUUGAAGAGGAGAGUCAGAAUGUGGCCAUCACCUUUGAAUCAGAUGAAACCACAUGGAAAUACAAAUGCACUGAUCUAAGUAAUGAACUUCCAGUUGGUACACUUGCGCAGCUUUCGAUCAAGCAACUGUCCAUCUCUAGCACUGAUCCCAAUGUCGACCUGUACGUGGAUAACGUCCUGCUGGCGGCGGCGGCACCCAUAUCGGUCCUAGAUAUACCAGCCUUGGACACGAUGCGCCUGGCCCUCUCCGAGAGCCUCAGCGUCUCCAACGUCAUCGUCACGAGACCCGACCCCUCUGUGGAUAGCUUCACUGUUGAGUUGGUAGCUGCCGAGUGCAGCCAUAACUACCCGCUCCUUCAGCCGUACUACUCACAGGAAUCGGGAGGUGUCUACCGUCAGUCAUCCUGGGCAAGUGGUAUUGGGAUUAACACUGUCCGAACCAGCACCGCCUCUCCGCCUGUGACUGGCUCCAUCGCCAUAGCCUACAAGGGCCAUUCGAUCAAAGGCAUCUCGGCCCAGUCCACGGCUUCUGAAUUCAAGGACAUCUUAGAGGCGUCUGGGCUUGUUGGAGCUGUUGACGUGACUCGAGGUGGGACAUGCGCUGGGCAUGAAUGGUUAGUCAACUUCGUCACCUCUACGGGAGAUCAGCCACAGAUGGAGAUUGACGAAUCCUCUACCUCGCUCUCUGGCAUAAACCCCUCAGCCAACGUGACGACUCUGAGCGAUGGCUGUUUACUCCUGGACCCCAUCCCCGGAGACAUGCUACGGACACCGCACACCACACCUCAAGUCUCCGUGGUCAUCAAUAACAUCCCGACAUCAUGUGGUGAAGACGCCUGUGAUUUUGAAUGGUCUGCGAGUGCUGCUGCAACCGUCACGUCCGUCUCCCCGUCGUCAGGCACUGAGAACGAAGUGCUGACCAUUCAAGGGACCGGCUUUGAUAGCACGACCUCCAACAACGAAAUCCGAGUAGGCGAUAGCUCGUGUGUGACUCAGUCUGCUACUUCCAAACACCUGACAUGCCUCCUGGGCUCUGGGGCUUCGGGGACACACUCCGUACUCGUCAGCGUGUCCGGUAAAGGCAAGGCGACUGGCUCGCACUCGUUCAGCUAUACCGCCAGUGUGACCAGUGUGACCCCAACCUCAGCUACCAAGGGCGGUGGAGCGAUCUUAACAAUCGUAGGAACUGGUCUGACUAUUGAUGAGACUGUUCUAAUUGACGGUAACGAAUGUACCAAACUCUCUUUCAACUUCACUCAGAUGCAGUGCGAGGUCCCUCAAGGGGCAUCUGCUAGCUCCGUUUCUUUCGUUGUUGAUAACAACGGAGUUGCUACAUACACGAGUACGUUUACAUACAACAGUCCAUCUGGCACAGUGACCUCUGUCAAUGCCACCUCGGCAAGUGUCGAUGGGUCAACGGUCAUCGAAAUCCAAGGCACCGGUUUCGGCAGCUAUGAUUCAUCCGUGAGUCUCCUGACUGUAGGUGGUGCACAGGCGGGGACUGAGUCAUGGACAAGCACAUCCAUUGUGGCCAUCCUUCCCUCUUUGGCCUCGGGCUCCUACCCAAUCCGACUCCGAGUUGCAACCAACGACUACGCAGACACAACCACCAACAACAUCCCUGACAUCACCUACGACUUCGAGCUACAUCAGCUCUCGCCGAAAGAAGGUUCCCUCUUCGGAGGUACCGUCUUGACCUUCACGGGUACCGGCUUCCCCGAGGACAUCACCCUCUACGAUAUCGCAGUAGGUGAUGUCAGCUGCACCGUGCUAAAUGCCACGUCAACCUCUGUCGUAGGACAGCUGGAGGAGUACCAUCCAACACACAAUGUUGACAACUCUGGAACGCAUGCAACCUACGGUAGCGGUUACAGCUGGAACCCUGUCUCUAUUGACAUCAACGAAGGCGACAAGAUCCAAUGGAACUGGAGUCCACCACAAUACGUCUCGGGGAUGAACUAUAGGGUCUGCCAGACAGCCAAUGCUUCGUCUCUGGCCUGCGAUCCAAAUGGGUUCAGUAGCGGGGCGAAAACCUCAACUGGUGCCUCUGUGCAUCAGUUCCUGACGGCUGGCGAGUACUUCUACUGGAGCGACUACGUCGAUGAAGGCACUACCAUAUCCUUCCGCGGUACAGUGAGAGUAGCAAAGAGAAAUUCGCAGACCUCAAGUGUGUCAAUGCAAGUCAAGGGUGUGGCAGCGAAAAUAGCGCCUGUUUCAAAAAGGCAUACUCGUGCCGUUAUAGAUGGAUGCAGCCCAGUGACCCUGCCCGCAGGCUGUGAGAACAAUGGAGGAAGUGUAACCUUCUUCUUCACCAGUUGCGCCACUCCCAACAUUACCGCCUUCACAGUGACCCAGAACAGCAAUGACUACACCAUUGAGAUGACUGGUGAAGGAUUCGGAACGGACCUCUGCCAGCACACUGCCUAUUUCAUGGAUGAACCCCUGACCAUUACGAGUGCAAGUGCAAACCGUGUGGUCGCUACCUUCACCCCACAUGCUGCUCUUGCAAUCGGAGUCGCCUACGACUUGAACUCCGUCAUCAGUCUCUUUGUUUCUGGUGCCGGCUCUGCCGCAGUCCAGAUCAGUAAUAGUACGAGCUACAUCUUUAAACCUGUCGUGUCUGCGGCCACCCCGAAUGUCGGAUCAUGUGCUGGUGGUGCUAGGUUAGCAUUGACUGGUAUGCACUUCUCUGAUGGAGGCUCGUCUGUCAGCAUCAACUUUCCUGGAGUUGGCGUCUGUGAAAUAACCGAGGAGACACACAACACGUUGACGUGCUUUACUCCUUCUCUCACGGAUGGGGUCGAAUACUUGGUGUCCAUCUUGGUGACAACUCCCUACGAGACAAUUGAAGCUACUGGUGUAAAUGUGACCUUCACUUGUGGCUCAGCGGCUACUCCAGAGGUCACCGCCGUAAGUCCCACAUCUACUGACGGCACAGACACACUCGCCAUCACCGGUUCGGGCUUCGGCGUCACAAAAGCCAAUGUAGCUGUUUACGUUGGAACAGUCCCUUGCACUGUGGCAACUUGUUCAAGCAGUAGCAUUACUUGUAAUCUCCCAUACACAAUCCCAGGGACCCAAGACGUCGUAGUGGUUAGAAACCCAGAAGGCAACUCAACUGGCUCAGUGUCGAUCACGGUGAUCCCACUUCUCACUGGACUCUCCUACUCCUCUGGCAGCACCAAUGGUGGUUUACUUCUUCGAGCAGAUGGCGCUGGGUUUGUUGAUGGCUCCACCACCAUAACAGUCGACGGUGCCUCUGUAACUCCAACCAAUGUCUCGUCUACCUUCAUCGAGUUUGUGACCCCAGCCCAUGCUGCUGGCAGCGUGGACGUUAUCAUCACUUCGAAUGGAGAAAUAUAUCCUGCACAGAGCUUCAGCUUUUCCAGUGGGUCGACACCAGUCGUGAACAGCUUAUCCCCAAGCUCAGGUAGUGGAGGAAGCUCUUUGACUAUCUCUGGGUCGAACAUCGACGCCGCUUGCAACAUGAAUUCUGUGACCAUCUGCGGACAGGGGAGUGAAGUCACUGCAUGCUCAUCAACCUCGCUAACCGUUACUCUCCCAUCCUGCCCAGCAGGAGACUACACUGUCCGCGCCUUUGUCGAGGGGAAAGGAAUUGCCACGUCCUCUGCCCAGUUUACCUUCCCUUUGACGGUUAGCUCAAUGUCACCAGUCGCAGGUAGUUUCGGUGGUGGCCAGAUCCUCUCAAUUGCUGGUGAAGGCUUCAACGACAAUGACACCACCAUUACACUCUGCGGGGAGCCAUGUCCAACCGUGCUUACUGCACCAAACUCACCAACGGCGGUUCAAUGCACUGUACCCGCUGCAUUAGAUACCGGCUCUGGGACCAAGCUGUGUGACCUGAUCGUCUCCUCUGGAGAAUCCACGCUAACUCACGGCACACAGUAUACCUACCAGGCCGCCCUGACACCUUCCAUCUCAUCUGUCUCGCCAGCAAGGGGCGGCACUGGCGGAGGAACCACUCUCACCAUUACUGGAUCUGGUUUUGGUACAUCGAGUGCGGACGUGACUGUCGACAUAGCUGGUUCCGACUGCGCCGUGCAGACCGUCAGCGACACCGCCAUCACAUGCAUUACAUCGGCCCGGAGUCCCUCAAUCAGGGCCAAGGUGGCCGUUAGUGUAGGAGCCAAUGGUCAGACGACCGAGGAAAAUGCUGAUUUCCAUUACAUUGAUGUGUGGUCAUCUCCUUAUACCUGGGGCGCUAACCUGAGCCUGCCUGUCGAUGGAGACAUGAUUGUGGUGGGUCCUGGUCAGACACUCAUGGUGGACACUGACACCGCCAUCGUAAAGAUGCUUCUCAUCCAAGGCGGAACUGUCAUCUUCGACGAAAAGGACGCUGAGCUGAACUGCGAGAACAUCCUCAUCACGGAUGGAGGUACCUUCCAGAUCGGUACAGAGGCCGUGCCCCACCUGCACAAGGCGACCAUCACUAUGCACGGUAACCUAAGGGCCAUCGAGCUACCAAUCUAUGGAGCCAAAGCCCUGGCCGUCAGGAAUGGCACCCUUGAUCUACAUGGCAAGCCAAUUGCCAACACAUGGACCAAGCUCACAACCACAGCAGCGGCAGGCACGAACACCCUAACUGUUGAUCACGAUAUCACGGACUGGGAGGUCGGCUCAAAGCUAAUCCUAGCAUCCACAGGCCACAGACACAGCCAGAGGGAGAAUGAGGAGUUAACCAUAGCGGCCAUCUCAGGAGACGGAAAGACCAUCACUUUGGUGGAGAAUCUUCAGUAUGAGCAUUUAGGUGUUACGGUCACAGUCGGCGGGAAGCCCUUGGAGAUGCGUGCAGAAGUCGGCUUGCUCACUCACAACAUUUUGUUCCAGGGUUCAAAUGAUCCUCAGUAUAAUGUUGUUAUUGAACCAUGCCCUGAUGGAUUUGAUACAGGUGAAUUCGCUACGCAGACUUGCUUCCAAGGGCGACAUGGAGAGGAGAUGGGCAGUGACCAGUUUGGCGGACACAUCAUGAUGCAUGCACCAGAACCAAACAAAGAUUUGGUCGUCGGUCGUAUAGAGCAUGUUGAGCUGAACUACGUGGGCCAGGCAUUCAGACUCGGGAGGUACCCCAUUCAUUUCCAUCUCAACGGCGACAUGACCGGCUCCUACGUUAAGGGGUGUGCUAUCCACGAGACCUUCAACCGUGCAGUCAACAUCCACGGGACACACAACGUCCUCAUCGAACGCACUGUCGGCUAUAAUAUCAUGGGUGGCGCCUUCUUCUUGGAAGAUGGUAUAGAGACUGGGAAUAUCAUCCAAUACAAUCUGGCAGUGUUUGUAAAAUCGAGUACAAGUCUUCUUAACGAUGACAUCACACCUGCUGCGUUCUGGGUGACCAACCCUAACAAUACAAUCAGACACAACGCCGCGGCCGGAGGCACUCACUUUGGGUUCUGGUACAGGAUGCAUGAACACCCCGGCGGGCCUUCUUAUGAUGUUAACAUCUGCCCCCAGAAGGUUCCGCUAUUGGAGUUUAAGAACAACACUUGUCAUUCACAAGGCUGGUUCGGAUUGUGGAUCUUCCAAGAGUAUUUUCCGACUGAAACUGGUGCUUGCGAUGACCCAGUGGCAAAGGCUGCAGUCUUCGACGGUCUAUAUGCUUGGAACAAUGAGAAAGGGGCCGAAUGGGUCAAUUGUGGUGCCAUGCAAUUCAAAAAUUUCGUCAUGUUCAACAACGAAAAGGCUGGCAUCGAAAUGAAAAUGAUACGUGGCUCUAAUGUUCCCAGAUUUGACGAAGGUGGUGCUAUCAUUGAAAACUCCCAUAUCAAUGGAUACCUAACCGAAACCACGGACUGCACAGUAGCCGGCAUCAUUUUGCCCUUUGAUGAAGGUCUCAUUUUAAGGGGUAAUACUUUUUCGAACUUUGAUCAAAGCAGAUGUCACGCCUUGUCUGUUACUAGAAUCGAUGGAACAUGUAUCGAAUUCUGCGGUGGUUGGAAAUACGACUUCUAUGACACCACGUGGGUGAACUCCCCGAAUAAGUGCUCAUACGAUUGGGAACACGAGGGCAUUUUGAAAGACAUGGAUGGAACUCUCACCGGUGUUGCUGGGCAGAGUAUCCUUCCCACCAGUGGACUCCUUCCUCCCAGCUGUACACAUGCAGCGGACUAUAGUAAAGGCAUCGCUGCCAGCUUAUGUGAUGCAAGCGUCAAGCUCCAUAGGUUCGCCUUCAACAAUCCUUCGCCGCAGUCAUUGGAAGCAAAGAACGCAAUUUUUGAGAACCAAUACGGGUCCAGCAGCGUCCCAUUCGCGAAGAAACGUCUGACCCAUAAACUCGGCUGGAUGGUGGUCUUAGUCAGUGGCACCAACAACACAAUGCACUUUGAAAACGUGGACCAUGUCACCAAUAUCUCUUACACGGGAACAUUUUACACUUUAGAGGAAAAUGAUUGCCUCAUCAUAAACCACAAUUUCACCCAGAAACCUGAUCGGUUUGGGAUUGUCCCCACUCAAAAUGCCAAUAGCACUGCAACCAUGGUCACUUGUGCCAGCAACUAUAACUACGAUUACUACUUCAACCAGAACAGCAAAGAUCUUUACUAUCUGAUAAGCGGACGAGAUAAUCCUGCAAACUCUACAAGAAAGAAGCGGGAUAUCUUUGGUCCGACCACGACCACCAGGGACGUGGAUCUCCAUGUGUAUCGCUGCUGGUACAACGACUGUAUCGCACCACCGGACCCAAGCACCGUGCCGCCACCGGACACCAGGCCUGGUAACUUCACCAUGUGGACAGACCUGGCCACUUGGGAAGGCACGGAGGAAGGUUAUGGCGGCAACUGCGCUAAUGUGACCUGUUUGCCUCAGGAAGGUGAUAAUGUUAAGAUUCGUGAAGGCCAAUGGGUUGUAAUUAAUGAGCCGUUACCAAAGUUUACCAAAGUCUACGUCUACGGAGUACUCGAAUUCAACAACACCAACCCAGAGCUGAACGUAGAGCUGAGCGCCACCCACAUCUUUGUGAGUGGAGGCCGACUUAUUGCUGGGUUCUCCACAUCAGGCGAUCAUAUGCAAGGACAGGUCACCAUCAAACUUAUGGGAGAUCAUAAAACAGAAGACAUGCCAUUGCCUGCCGGGCCGAACAUGGGUGCAAAGGCUCUCGGUAUUUUUGGCGGCCUUGACCUUCACGGCAAACCACGCAGUCUCGUUUGGACGAGACUUGCGGUCACAGCCAAUCAGGGCGACAGUCAGAUCCAAAUAGCUGAUGCGCAUGACUGGCAGGUGGGAGAAGAUAUUGUAAUCGCGCCGACGGGAUUCGAGGCGAGUGAAUGCGAGACUGCGCGGAUCACUGCAGUGUCUGGUCAGACUAUCACACUGAAUAUGAGUCUGGCUCAUACCCAUAUGGUGAAUGAAAUCACUUCUCCCGAGUUAGUGGCCAGGAAUAAGAACUUUACCAUGGCUGCAGAGGUCGGCCUUCUGAGUAGGAACGUCAAGGUGGUUGGUGAAGACUACCGCACGAUCAAACAGGAUGCAUUCGGAGCUAGAGUCAUCAUGGGGACCUACUCCAUGUUUGACCAGAUAUACAGGGGUUGGGCCAGAAUCAGCAAUGUUGAGUUCUACAGGGGCGGACAACUUGGAUGGACUGACUCGUAUGACCCACGCUAUGCCCUUGUUUGGCUUGAUACAGGGGAGGUUAUCCCCGCAAGACCAUCGUACGUCCGGGACUGUGCUUUUCAUAAUGGACUUGCUCCAGCUAUUGGUGUGUUCGGUUCCAAUAAAAUUCCGAUUGAAAAUAACGUCAUUCAUCACCCAGUUGGAUCAGGAAUCAUCGUUGAAGGAUCAGGCAAUGAAAUUCGUCAUAACCUCGUCACCCACGUGGUCUGGAACGGCCAUUACAAUGGUAGAUACGAACUUUGGAAUAUCAUGUAUGAUGCUGGGAUCAAGGUAAACAAUGUUGUUGAUGUCGUCAUGGAGGAUAACGUGGUGGCGGGAUCGGAAAGAGUUGGUUAUUCCAUCAAGGGGGAGGUCUGUGAUGAUACGGUUGGCUGGAAAAAUAAUGAGGCGCAUUCUGUCUAUAUGGGAACGUUCCAGUUGCCUGGGGACGAACAACCUGGUUGCUCGAAGCUGUCAGGAUUCAGAAUCUGGCGGGCGUUUGAUUACGGUAUCUAUUCUCAAACAGAGAGCAGCAUUCUUAUGAAUGACCUUACGAUGGCUGACAACGGCGUUGGUAUAUGGAACUACGUUAUUGGCCCCGCGUCCUUAACGCAUAUAUGCGAAGACAAGACUGUAACUGUGCAGAAUUCCACGUUUAUUGGUGACAGUGGAACUUUCAGUUGCAGUGAUGACGUGGAUAGGACGACAAAUAACUUCAAGAUCAGUGGCGACCCAAAGGUAACGUCGCGAUCCUAUAGAAUAAACAACGGUGCGACCGGUAUCACUUGGUUCGGAAGGUCAUCUGCCGACAAUGCCGCGCCAAUAAAGGCGUUCCUUGAUGAGCUAUCCUAUCCCGCACUUUGCGGAAAAAUGACUGUCAAAGACACCCUGUUCCAUGGGUUCAACGCAAACCGUUGCAGCCGCCGAAACUACGUCUUCAGCACUAAUCCAAAGUUUGAGGAUAAUCUGCACCCUAUAUAUCUAGAGAGAUUGCAGGUAGCUGAAGUUGAUGAGGAGAGCAGAGCUUACUUUCAUCGUGCAGACGUUGGUAAGGUAAACCCCUCCGAUUGCGUUGACAUGGUAUGCGAUGCCAAACAGAAUUGCUUCAUUGACGACACUGAUGGUUCCUUUCUGGGCGGUUCCCCCGGAACGAUCGUGUCACAGGCCGAAUAUGAGUGGGAUGGUGAUGCCACCAGGGGUGUCGGUGACUACAGGAUCCCAACGGCCGCGCUGACCUCACCGCAGGGAAUUAAACUAAAUGCAGGAGACGUUUGCCCAAAUAAAGGUAUUGUUGGCACCAAUACGUGCACCUACAUGUCCACAUGGCAAGCCUACAAGUGUCAGAACUCUGUCAAGUACGCCCAGCUCGUCAUUGAGAACAUGGACCAUGAUACUGAGGAGAGGCGGCUGUCGCCUGUGGCGCUGUUCAGCCCCAACGAGAAGUACGUGAACCUGCUGAACGGGCCGCAAGACCACGGAUGGUGCAAUGGUUAUACCUGCCAGAAGAGGCUGUCCACAUUCUGGGCAAUGUUAGCUAUGGAGAGGGAAUACCGCAUCUAUUUCACAAGCACCAGCCCAGAGCAUCUCCGGCUUCGGCUCCUCAACGUAGAUACCACCGACUCAGUCAAGCUGGCCGUCUAUUACCGACUCCCACAAAGAUUCGAUUUGUUCUACCAGGAUGCCAGAGUCCCACCUCUGAACGAAGGACUCAACUCAAAUGGUGACACUGCACUCCUCCCGAUAGCCCCAGGUGUUGAUCCAACGCCCUCCUUUAGUGAUGGCCCGGGGGCAAACUAUUUCGACAGAGACUACAAGCUUUUGUUUUUCAUCAUGAACGGCACGACCCACAUUGAUAUCAAGAUGUCCGCAGUUCUCGUCUUGUCUUUCGAUAUGCCAGCCAUGUCAGUCGACGAUUUCUUCGGAACAGAAAUCGUCAACAACCUUGCCGUAUUCCUCGGGGUUCCAAAGUCGAAGAUCAAAUUCGUCAGUGCGGUCAACGCGAAGACAGGCAGUCGGCGACGCCGAGCUGUUGAUGAUUCAAUGACUGUCACCUUUGAGGUUGGAGAUGGUCCCACAUCUGGCGUCAAUGACACUGUGUCGGAUCCUACACCGAAAUCGCCCCAUCCAGCGACUCAAACGAAUGGGGAGCCUUCGCCAACCAGACCUCUGACGAUGCCAGUGGUACCACACUGA
Messenger RNA from Lineus longissimus, 12129 nucleotides. RefSeq names its product fibrocystin-L-like. NCBI's taxonomy places the organism in Eukaryota, Metazoa, Nemertea, Pilidiophora, Heteronemertea, Lineidae. The record is from RefSeq and is a predicted model, not a curated record. The transcript has 47 exons. The coding region runs from base 1 to 12129 and encodes 4042 amino acids.